CUUUUAUUCAACAGAGAAAUACGCACAUAUGGUAGAGUAAUCGGUGGUUAAACUAAGCAGCAGCGACGAAGAUAUUGUUCUAUACGGGGUCAUCAUGGAAGAUACUACGAGGAUAGCCAUAGUUGUCGUUGCCAUAGUUAUGUGCGUUCUUGUCGCAGAAGGACAUUCUACGGGAACUGGGAGGAUGGAUGCAAACAACAAAUUUCACGAUCCCAGUGUCGUCAGGGAUAAAGAACACGUUAAAGAGCAUUUGAAAGACGUGGCAGGAGAGAUGGACGAGUCAAAAAUGUCGGACGAGGAGUUAGAAUUUCACUAUUUUAAAAUGCACGACUUUGACAAUAACACAAAGUUGGAUGGACUUGAGAUGUUAGCUGCACUAAGUCACAUGAUGGAGCACGACCUCGAAGAUGAUGGCGAUCUUGCAAAUGAAGUGAAAACAAGAAUGGGAUAUUAUACAGAAAUCAUUGAUAAAGUGUUAGAAGAAGACGAUUUUAACAACGAUGGUUAUCUUACUUAUCUGGAAUAUGUAGUUGCCAGGAGGAGAGACGAAAAAUCACAGCAAAAAAAUGCAGAUUUGUAGUGUUAGACAUAGUAAUUGCCCUGUAGAGAGCGCAAUCACAUUCAAUAGGAACUGUCUGACAAUAAUAUGUCACAAAGGAGUUAUACAUAUCCCGAAUAUAAAUAUAUAUAUAUAUUUAUUUAAUAGGUUCUGCCAAUAUUAACAUUUCUGUUGUUUUUUUGUACAUGUAUAUAUGGUGACCCCUCACUUUUGUUUAUAUUUCCAUGAUUUUUAGAAUAUCCUUUUUUUUAUCCUAGUUGAUAUCAGGAUAAUGACUAUCACAGUCUUCACAAAUACUAACAUGUAUUUUUCAAUGUCACAAAUGCAGUCAUACUAAGCUCAAACCGAACUUCCAUGAACUGGCCCAUAUGCCAAAAAUCCAAAUACACCUAUGUCUGAUAGUGCAUUAUGAAAUAUUUCAUUCAAAAGUAAAAUCAACACCUAUUGGUUAAAUUCUCUUGAAUCUAGAUAUUUUUUAAGACUUUACGAACACUAGACUACACUAAAUAUGGUAGCCAGUUUUGGUAGUAUGAGACACACAGGUGUCAAUUUUUUUUUCAGUAUCUACACGAUUGAUAUACGGAUAUCUGUUCUAUAAAUCACCAUGCUUUUUUAUAUUUAUUGCUGAUGACUUUCAUGUAUGGAAAUCAACACUGAAAAUAUCAAGUUGUUUGAGAUCAUCUUUUUAUUAUCUUUCGUAUACAUUCACUCCGACAGUAACCUAAUAAAUCCUCCCCUUUAAACACACAUGCAAUGCAUCUUGGUAUAUGUAUACACAUAUCAAUACAGUUGCAUGCAAUGCAUGGGUGGGUGGCAGUGGUGAGAUUAAUACAACUCACUCCCAAAUGUAUGCAAGAUUUGCAAUAGUGGGAUUACCAAACAUGUGAAUGGUGGCAGCAGUGUGGAUUAUGAAUAUUAUAACUAAUGCAUAUUCAUAUGGGUGGAUGUGAUGGGAUUACAGUAACUUCUGUCCAAACAUAUUCUCGAGUGGCAGCAAAGGGAUUACCAUAAUUGGUACCAUAACGUAUGCAUGACAGCAUUUAUCCAUAAUGCAAGAAUUCUGACGAGGGGCUUAACCUGUCCGACAUAUUCCCUUGUACAUUUUAACCUAUGGAUUCUCUCCCACCAACAUUUGAG
Saccoglossus kowalevskii is the source of this 1696-nucleotide messenger RNA. Its product is annotated as multiple coagulation factor deficiency protein 2 homolog. Gene Ontology annotation, molecular function: calcium ion binding. NCBI's taxonomy places the organism in Eukaryota, Metazoa, Hemichordata, Enteropneusta, Harrimaniidae. The record is from RefSeq and is a predicted model, not a curated record.